CUUCGCGCGUCGAGCUAUCCAGUUGGCUCCAGUUUUUUUACUAAGCCCUUUAGUUUGCACAUUAGCACAACUCCAAUAAAUAUUUAUUAUAAUAUUUAAUAAUAAUUAUUAUUAAAAUAUAAUUAAUCAAAUCAAUUUAGAAUAAAUAUUAAAUAUUUAUUUGAAAAUUAAUUUAAAAAGUUACAAGGAAAUUAAGGUGACGCAUCUUUGCGUACCAAAACGGAGUUUUAAUAACUAAUAAAAUUUGUUUAAAAAAAAAAAAUAAAUAAAACAAAAAGCAAUUAAUUUGUGUUAUUAUUAUUUAUAAUUUUUUUAUAAAUAUUAAUCAACGUUUUAAAGUGUGAAUUUUUUGUUUUUCUUCUUUCUAAAAUAUAAUUAAUUAUAAUUAAUUUAUUUUAUUGUUUAUAAUAGUGUUUAUUUGUUUAUAAUUUUGUGUAAAGUGAUUAGAAAAAUGGCAAUGAUGAUGAAGAAUAAAGGAGAAUCAUUCAAGAUGUUUUUUUGGAGCUGUUUAAUCCUGUGUCUCGGCGCUUCUGUUCAAGGAGCCGGGUUAAAAGUUGAAAUGGAACUGUCAGCACCAGUUGUUCGUGAAGGUGGAAAUUUGACCAUCAGAUGUUGGACAGCAAAUACACCUCAUUCAUGUAUUAUAAAUCCUCCAAAUAAAGAUUAUGUAUCAUUAACAUCAGGAUUUAAAAAUGCAACAAAAGAUGGAGUUAAUUAUGAUGGUUCAAAUCUUGAAAGAGGUGAAUGUAUUGCUAGAAUUCCAUUUAUUGAAGAAAAACAUAAUGGUAAUUGGACGUGUGAUAUGUCAGCUGGACUUCAUAGUGGUUUAGCUGUUCGUGAAGUUGUUGUUGCAAAGGCACCUGGACAACCACAACUUGAGCUUAGCCGAACUGAAAUUAAUUCAAAAUAUCCAUACACAUACAGAAAAGGAGAGACAAUGAUCAUCACUUGUUCUGUUAAAACUGGACGUCCUGCAGCAAAUAUUUCAAUUUAUCUUGGUGAUGAACUUUUACCAGAAGAAAAUAAACCAUCAUACAAUAAUGGUGUCCAGGAUAAUUCACAAAUGACUAGAGGUACUGCAAAACGUACAAUGCAAGUUAAUGAUAAUAACAAAGAAGUUAAAUGUAUUGCAAAUCAUGUUGCACUUAAAAAUCCACUUGAAUCAAUCAAACAAAGAGUUGAAGUUUGGUAUGAACCACAGCCAAUUGAAGAACAUCCAAUUCAACAUUAUGGCUUUAGAAUUGGACAUGUUGAAACAAUCAAAGUUGAAAUUGAUGCUAAUCCACAACCAGAAUUUGUUUGGUCUGUUAAUAAUCAAGAAAUCAAAGUUGGUCCUUAUCAAAAUCAACGUAUGAGAGUUUUACCUAUUGAACCAGUGGGAAAUGGCUUCACUGGAAAAUGGCUUGCCCAAUUGGAAAUUGACAGUGUUCAAAAAUCUGAUACUGAAAAUGAAUAUACACUUGUUGCUAAAAAUUAUGAAGGUACUGCAGCACCAUAUAGAAUCAAAAUUUCAACAUCAACAGAACCAGAAAGAGGACAAUUUGCUGGUCUAUAUGAAAGACUCUCAGCGAGUAUUAAAACUCUAGCAUCCACAACAGUGCUUGGUUCUGGUUUUGGUGCUGUUCAUAUUGUUGGAAUUGUCGUUGCAGCAUUGGCACUUUGUCUACUUGUAUUUAUUGGUGUCUUUGCUCGUGCAACUGGGCGUUGGUGCUUUGCAGCGAGACGUCGCAAUGAUGAGGAGACUGCUGGUGGUGCUGGUGCUGGAAGUGAAGCACAUAUAACACCUGAUGACAAUGAUUUUGAAGCACCACAUUAUGAUGAAAAAAUACCACAUGGAGGACAGGAAAAUCCAAUUCAUGCUAGUACGGAAUAUGUUAAUGGAAAAAAUGACAUCAAGGACGUCAAAAGAAUGGAUGAAAAGAAGACGGAUACACCCGUGUAAUAAAUUUCAAUUUAACAAAAAAAAAAUUAAAUUAAAUAAACUUAAAAUGUUUAUUAAAAACAUUAUAAAAAAAAGAAAAAAAAAUAAUAUAUUUAAAUGUUUUUUAUUGUGAGUGUCAUGCCCAAUAAAUGAUAUUUAAAAAAUUUUUUUUUCUUUUUUUUUCUUUAAUUUAAAGAGUGCGCUACUUUGUUAUCUCUUUAAUUGAGAUAAUACUGAGAACUAGAAAAAUAAUCUUAAAAUUUUAAAAUGUUAAUACUCGUUAUUUGCGGGGAUAAAAAAAAAAAAAAAAACGAUGGAAAAUAAUAAUUAUAUAGACUUUUUGUAAUCCGUGGAAAAAAAAAGAUAAGUUUUUUUUUUUUCAAACUGAAAAUUAAAUAAAUAAAUAAAUAUGGAUUUGAAAAUGAAAUUAAAUUUUUUUUUAAUAUCGCGAUAGACUGAUAUUCAGGCAGCUGUUAUUUUAAUUUAAUUAUUUUCAUUGUGUAAAUGUAUUUUUUUUUUUUCAAAUAUCAAUCUAUCGUGGAAUUAAAAAAGUAAAUAAAUUUUAAUUAUUUAUUUAUCUAUUUAUUUAUUGAUUUUUUUGUUUAAAAAAAAAAUGUCGAUUUUAUAAUCUAAUAAUGUCAAAUUUCAUUUAACGAUAAAAAAUUAAUUUUUUCAUAUUUAUUAUUAUUUAUUUUCCAGAAAAAAAAAACAAAAAGAUCAAUCGUUUGUUUGAGAUUAACACUGCUUUAUUUGUACUAAACCAUUCCUUCCAAUUAUUAUUUUUUUUCUUUUUUAAUAAUUAUUUUUUUUGUUCACAUUUGUAUUCUUUUUAGCUCGUAAGUUACUUUUCAAUUAAUGUGCACCAGUGUUUGUGUGUGAUUACAUUUUAUUGUUCUCACAAAACAAAAGAAAAAAAAAGUAAAAAAAGAAUCUCAAUUGAAUCUCUUUUUAAUUUAUGUAGAUUUUUUUUUGUCAUAAAUAUUUUUUUUAAUAUAGAUAAAUUUAAUUUAUCAAUAGAAAAUUGUUUUUUUUGUUUUGCAUAAAAACUAAUAAUUGAUAAGUUAGAUUAAUAAUUUAUUUUAUAAUCACAGCCUUUUUUUAAAUGCAUUUUUUAUCUCAUUAAAUAUUAUCUCGGACUGAUUAUUAACAAUUUAUUAUUAAUAAACUGUACUUGAGAAAAAUAAUUAUAAUAUUUCAACGAUAAAAAAAAACAACAACAUUCCAAAAAAUAUCAACAACUUUUUUAUUUCCUUUCAUAUACAAUGUUUGUAAUAAUAAAAAUAUAAAAACGAAAAAAAUAAUUUUCCUUUUUUUUAACGUUGAAAUAAUGCUAAUUAUAAAUUAAUAAAUAUAAUUAUUAAUAUUAAAUUUUAAUUUAUCAUUUUUUUCACAGCAGUUUAUUUCAAAGAUUAUCAUAAGCUGUAAUAAUCAUGAUUUCUAAAAAAUCAUCACUAUUCAAUAUAAUGCUUUUUUUACAAUGCACUAUUUUAAAAUUAAAUUAAUUUACAAGAAAAUAAAAGAAAAUAAUAAUUAGUUAUAUUAAUAAAUAAUAAAAAAUCAAUAAUUUUUUUAUUCAAUUUAUUACUUCGACAAUAACGAUUAUUUGUACUUUUGUAAUGGCAGUUUUUACUUGUUCUUAUGACUAUUUAUAACAAACAUCAAAAAAAAACAAAAAUACUAUAAAUAAAAUUUAAAAAAUCCUCGUUCAAUUUUAAUUUCAGCGCACUCUCAAUUAAAAAUUAAUUAAACAAAUUUUUUUUUUAUAUUAUUCAAAUACACUGAAUACACAAUUUAAUUAAAUUUUCAAUUAACAUUAUUAUUUUUAUUAUUAUUUGAAUCCUUAAUAAAAGUAUUUGUCUGUCGAUUAAAGGGCCACAUAACUUUGUGUUGUAUAUAUUAAAAUAUAUAUAUAUAAAAAAAAAAAUAAGAUAUAUUAUAAAUACUGCGGAAAAAUAAAAACAAAAAAAAUAUUAUUAUAAUAAUAAAUAGCUGAAUAAUAUUAAUAAUAAUAAUAAUAAUGCGAUGUGAUUAUUAUAAUUGUGUCAAAGGCACUUGGUUUGCAAUAAAUAAUAAGUAAAUUGCAUCCAUAAUGUCGAGGACCUAUCGUUAUCCAUAUUAACAGAGAAAAUAUUAAAAAAUAAAAAAUAGAGAACGAGGAUUAUAUAGAGCUGUUAAAUGUAAGCACUUUGUCAACAUAAUAAAUAAAUUAUAAAUGUUUUUAAUAUAAUAAAAGAGAAUAAUAAAAAAAAAAAAUUCAUCAUCAUUAAAUAUUGUCAAGUUUUAAUAGAGAAAAUUAAUAUUAAAAAAAAAUUUAUAAAUCAUAUUAAAAUGUUUCUCAUUUAUGAAAUUAUAAUUGAGAUUUACUUAUUUUCUUUUUUUUAUUUUAUUUUCUUCUUCAAAUGUUUCAAUGAAUUUUUAAAAUUUUAACAAAUAUAUAUCCGAAUUGAUGUUUAACAAUUUUAAAGUUAUAUAUAUUUUAUAAAAAAAAAAACAUAAACUAAAAAAUAUUAAAAAUUGAUUAUCAAUUUAGCACUGGUCCAAUCAUAAAUAUCAAAAAAAAAAAAAAAAACGACAAACAAUUUCAAAAACACUGCCAAAGCCAAGUAAAAUUUUCAAAUUUAAUUAUCGUUAAAAUAUAAAAAAUGAUUUAUCAAUUUAAUCAUCAUGGAAAAAUUCUUGAAGAAAAUAAAAAAAAUAAAAAAAACGUAAUUCAAUUAUUCAAAUAAAAUACUAAGAAAAAAAAUUUUUUAAAAAUAAUUUACACUGUAAGAUUAGUUAUAUCUAUAAAUCAAGAAAAUAAAAAAAAAAAAAAAACAUUUUAAAAUGUACAAAGAAUCUUUGCGUAAUAAGAUUCAUAAUAUUAUAAUAAAAAAAAAAAAGUUAAUUGUAUUUUUUAUUUUUCCUUAUAAUUAUUUUCACUGAUAUUUAAGAUAAUUAUUAACAGGAUAAUUUUAAUCAACCGUGUUGGUAUUUUACUUAAUUUUUAACACAAUGAUCAUGCUAAAAGAAAAAAAUCAAGUAUAAAUAAAUUGUUUAUAUCUGCCGAUGUAAAAAUGGCCCAAAGUCAUUUAAAUAAUCUAUAUAUAUUAUUUGUGGGAAGUGACUCGCUUUAAAUAAAUAAAAUAAUUAAUAUUUAAAUAAAUGGUAUUAAGAUGAUGAAAAUAAAAAUACUAGAUAAUCAUCACACAUACUCGAUGGAUUUUAAAUUAAAACUAAAAUAUAUAUUAAAAUUUUUAAAAACAAAUUGUUUAUUAAAAAAUUCAUAAGCAUGAUCGUUGGCCAUACAAUGGAGUACAUGAUAUAUAUAUAUAAAUAAACAAGCUAAAGAUACAACAAUUAAAAAUUAAAAAUUACAAAAGCCACAUAUAUAUUAUUUAAAAAAAAAAAGGAAUCAACAAAGAAAAUUUUAAUCAAUCAGAUUCGAAAAAAAAAAAAACAUAAUUUCUUUUGUGUUGAACCAUUUGAUACAAUUUUACAAUAAUUUUUUUCAAUAAUUUUGUUAUUUGAUUGAAACAAUUUACCAAUAAAAAAAUAUAUAUAUAUAUCAGAGGUCAUUUUUAAAUUUAAAAAAUAAACGAAAAACUUUUAAUUAAAACGAUACGAAAUGAGUUGUUGGUCUGAAUAUAAAAAUGAAAUAAAAAAAAAAAAGGAUAUGACUGUUGAUGGCAUUUUCAAUCUGCAUGUGUAGAUACAAAAAAUAAAAAAAAUAAUAAAAUAAAA
Molecule: messenger RNA, 5641 nt
Organism: Aphidius gifuensis
Lineage: Eukaryota; Metazoa; Arthropoda; Insecta; Hymenoptera; Braconidae
Gene: Fas3
Product: fasciclin-3
Exons: 10
Coding region: 452-1942 (496 amino acids)
Source: RefSeq, a predicted model, not a curated record